GACAACAUCGAUUGGCACACCUCUACAUUUUUAGCAGCUUAUUUCUCCUGCUCGCGUUGCUGCAUGGUGCUAAGUGAAAAGAGGCUGACCAUAAACCUCGGUGAACGAUGCUUUACUUAUAAGGUCCGUGACAGGGUGCUUUAGGCGGGUGUGCGGUCUUCUCUUUCUCCUUCCCGUCAAAGGGAGGUAGGUACCCGCGCCCUACGAAACUCUCGGCACACCGCGGAGCGCACAUGGGCGCAUCGACAGCUAGACUACAAUGACUGGACAUAUUUCUCCCAUCCCUUCAUGUUUACGUGCAAUAAAGGUUUUGCAUCUUGCAGUGGACAGUUGAUGCCUCUAAGACCAACCAUUUAAUUCGAUGGAUCUGAAUGGAUCGCUGAUUAUUUCGACUCUGGGAAUUAAUGCUGGGCGUUUUGCGUGAGGAUGCUUGGUAGCUCUUGUAGGUAAGAGCUAGGAUGGUGGGGGGGGAGGUGAACGGGCACAGCUACCUAGUGGCCUGCUGGCAGCCCAUCCUAAUCUUGAUGCUUGGCACUGUGCUGUCAGGCUCCACCACUGGCUGCCCGUCACGCUGUGAGUGCAGCGCCCAGGAGCGUUCUGUGGUGUGCCACCGCAAGAAGCUGACAGCCAUCCCAGACGGCAUCCCCACUGAGACACGGCUGCUUGACUUGAGCAAGAAUCGCCUCAAGGCUAUCAAUCCGGAGGAGUUUGCCGGCUACCCACACCUGGAGGAGCUGGAGCUCAAUGAGAACAACAUCUCAAGCAUUGAGCCGGGAGCCUUUAGCAACCUUUAUGGCUUACGGACGUUGGGGCUACGCAAUAACAAUCUGAAGCUCAUUCAACUGGGUGUUUUCAUGGGCCUAAACAACCUCACUAAACUGGACAUCAGUGAGAAUAAAAUUGUCAUUUUACUGGAUUACAUGUUUCAAGACCUAUUCAAUUUAAAGUCUCUAGAAGUGGGUGACAAUGACCUUGUCUUUAUUUCCAACAGAGCAUUUCAUGGUCUUAGCAGCCUAGAGCACCUCACGCUAGACAAGUGCAACCUGACGUCCAUACCCACAGAGGCAUUUGCUCAGCUGCACAACCUCAUCACACUCAAGAUUAGGUACCUCAACAUUAAUAUAAUCAGGGAUUAUUCUUUCAAGCGACUCUACCGGCUAAAAAUUCUUGAGAUCGAUAACUGGCCAUACCUGGAUACUAUGACUUCCAACUGCCUCUAUGGACUCAACCUCACCUCCUUGACUAUCUCUAACUGCAACUUGACUGUUGUUCCUUAUUUGGCUAUACGGCAUCUUGUGUACUUACAUUUCCUGAACCUGUCUUUUAAUCCCAUUCAUAUCAUCGAAGGGAAUAAGCUGAAUGACCUGCUCCGUAUCAAGGAGUUUCAUCUGGUUGGUGGAAGGCUAAUGGCUAUAGAGCCCUACUCUUUUCGAGGACUUAACUACUUGCGAAUUCUCAAUGUCUCAAGCAACUCCCUGUCGACUCUGGAGGAGUCAGCUUUCCACUCCGUGGGUAACUUGGAGACUCUGGCUCUGCAUGACAACCCCCUGGCCUGUGAUUGUCGGCUGCUCUGGGUCUUCCGUCGCCGCUGGAGGCUCAAUUUUAAUCGGCAACAGCCCACAUGCUCAUCCCCCGAUUUUGUGCGAGGGAAAGAGUUCAAAGAUUUCCCGGAUGUUCUGCCAUCAAAUUACUUCACCUGCACCAAGUCAAAGAUUCUGGACCACACUGCCCAGCAAAAGUUUGUUGAUGAAGGAACGACCAUCCACUUCACAUGUGAGGCAGAUGGCGAUCCUGCCCCUGUGAUCAUGUGGCUGUCCCCUCGGAAGCAAUUGAUUACCACCAAAACAACUGGGAGGAGGUCUGUGCUAUCUGAUGGCAGCUUGGAGGUGAGAUAUGCACAGAUCCAAGAUAAUGGCACAUACACAUGCAUUGCCAGCAACGCUGGGGGCAAUGACUCUGCUCUUGCCCAGCUUUUUGUGCGCAGUUACUCGCCGGGAUGGCCACAUCAGCCCAACAAAACAUUUGCCUUCAUCUCCAACCAGCCCAAUGACAUGAAUGGCAAUGAGACUAAAGCCACAGUUCCUUUCCCCUUUGACAUGAAGACCUUGAUUAUUGCCACCACCAUGGGCUUUAUUUCCUUCCUUGGCGUCGUCCUGUUUUGUCUUGUCCUCCUUUUCCUCUGGAGUCGGGGCAAAGGCAACACAAAGCCAAAUAUUGAGAUUGAGUUUGUGCCCCGCCGGUCGGACACUGACACAGGCAGCAGCAUAGAUGCCCCUCGUAGGAUCAACAUGAAAAUGAUCUGAGUGGAUCCCCAGAUUGAAAUCUGCCAAUUUUCAUGCACAUUUAGUCAUUAAUGACUAUUUUUAUGGCAGUUCACUUUGUUGUAAUGCAUUAACUUUCCUUCCUUGAACUUGGGGUUGAUGAGCAUAUUAAUUAUUAAACAAAAGCGAACCAUAUGAUACUAUAGCACUUUUUGCUCAUUCAGAUCACUUUUCACAUUCAGAUUUCACUCUUAGAGUCUCCAUAUUUUAUUUGUCAAUGGCGACUGUUUACUUAAAUAAUAAAGUGGGCUGACUUGAUGGUAAUGUAAUAUGAUGCCAGUGCACCUGCUUUCAGGUAAUGAUUUUUAAUUAUUGAAUAGAGAGAUUAAUGUAUAUUUUUAAUUUUGUCCUAAAACUGGCACACAUAUUUGUAUCUGUGGCACACAGAUGAAGGCCUUUGAUGAACUAUAACUUCAGUGGGCAUAUGUGCGUGUACAAGUCUGUUUGUUGUUCGAACAAGCCUAAUAAUUAUACCGUUAUACAGAAAAUUAAACUUAAAAAUUUCUAUAUAGCAGGCACCCAAUAGCUGUCUGUAGAGAGAGACAGACAACAAUAUAAAUAAAACACAUAUCUGCAUUCGAGUUGAUGUUACAUGACUGUAUAGUAAUUGUGUAUGCUAAAAUACUGUAUAUAGAUUGGAUACAAAUGGGUGUAUGUGUAAUCUCCAAGAAUUGCAUUUCAUAAUGAUUCCUCACAGAAGAACAUGAAUAUUGUUAGAAACUCCACUAAAAUGCAUCAUGUUGCCUGACUGUAAUGGGUUUAGGCUAUACACCAGAUAUUCCAUCCUACUGAAGCUAUUGUGGUCUUAAUAUAUGAUGUUUAUAGUCUUUAUAUAUAUAUACACACAUAUAUAUGCACAUGUAUACAUAUAUAAUAUGUAUAAAUGUAUGCAUGUAUAUUUGUAUAUGUAUAUAUAUGACAUGUGCUUGUGUUUGUCACAUGUAUGACAAAUAAUGUAUUUCAGCAUAUGUAAUGUGUUCAUCAACCCUUCCCUUCACAUCAUUUAGUGUCAAGUGAAUGGUGUUUCUGUUAUGUUUCUUUGUCACCCCCCAUUAACUGAGCAUUGCUUCAUGAUCGCCAUUGUUUGUGCAGUGCCAUUACCACUUCCAGCACUCACUAUUGGCAGCAGAGUUUGGGUCGGGGAUAACUUACUGCUGAUAUGUUUAAGGGGCAUUUCUGAUGGGUGGCACUGAAAAAGACAGAUUUCAUUAAUUAGUUGUGAGGAAUGGGGAAUGAAAGCAACAAAGAUGGUUUACAUCAUUAUGGGCAGUAUAGAGAGGUGACUAGAGUAAUUUAUUUCUGUUGUGUGACUGUUGUAUUGCUAAUUAUUACUGGUAUAAUCAGCUCACAAACACUUUUGCGUUGAGAACAAUACACUUUCUCUUUGCUAUUCUUUCCUCUAUUAUUGUUAACCUCAAUAAAAGUUAUCUUGUAUGUAAAAAUGUAUCCACAGGUGAGAAACUGUUCUGUGAAAUAAGGGAAUAUGUUGAUUUGUUUUUAAAUGAAUACUUUUCUUGAUGGUGAAAUAGUUUAUAAUAGUAGAUUUAAAAUGGAUUUUUUAGGACUUUCAUCUAUAUAUGAUUUGGGUUUGGAACAUGGAAUGAUCUAGCAGGUCUAGUUGAUGGAACUGGGACAUGUCUGUAUAUAAUGUCUGCAGAACCUGUUUUCAGCUGCCAUUCAACACUGAAACGUGUGUACAGCAGUCAAAGACUGGUUAGUAAACAUUGGGAAUCGCUGGGCUUUUUCCUGUUCUGAUUUGUUUCGCUGAAUCUUGUGUACUUCAAAGUAUUUCAUUGCCUGCAAUUGUUGAAAGGGCAUCUGACUGCUGAGAUAAGCUGCACUUCGGAUGGAAAGACCAUGGAGAGAAAUUAGCCUGAAGCAAUAAGUUUUAUGUAAAGGACAAAGAGUGAGUGUGUGUAAACCCCAUACAGUGUGACCCCACUGAUACAAAAUUACAAUAUCUACAAAAUCAUUGAUUCACAAUAAGGUACAAAGGAUAUCAGAGUGAUACCUCUCCUGAAGCCAUCACAUUUUAAUAUUGGCCAUGGCUAAACAUUCUUCAUUAAAGUUUUUUUAAAGUUG
This is a messenger RNA of Paramormyrops kingsleyae, 4403 nucleotides long. Its product is annotated as leucine-rich repeat and immunoglobulin-like domain-containing nogo receptor-interacting protein 1-B. The record is from RefSeq and is a predicted model, not a curated record. Gene Ontology annotation, molecular function: protein binding. NCBI's taxonomy places the organism in Eukaryota, Metazoa, Chordata, Actinopteri, Osteoglossiformes, Mormyridae. Gene Ontology annotation, cellular component: plasma membrane.